GGGCAGGACCAGCCCCACUCACAGCCGAUCCCCAGCCCCCGGCAGCCUCCUCACUGAGAAACCACUCCUGCCUCCCCCGGAGGAGUGCUCGGCGCGGAGCUCCCGGUGUCAGCCCUCCCACUGCCUGCCCAUGGCCGAGGAGAAGACGUUUCGCUACGGGUUCAUCAUGUUGGGCUUCUUCCUGGUGAUGACGGGGAUGUUCAUCAUGAGCGUGGAGAAGCCCCAGAUCUACGCCACCUUCUGUGCCGGGGGCAUCCUGCUCAUUGCCGUGGGCGUCACCUGGAGCAUGUGCCAGUGCUACCCCAGGGUGACAUUUGUCCCCGUGCAGCCCGAGGCUGAGAAGUUUCCAGACCACAAAGCCACGCUGCUGCUGAAGAAGGGCAGCCCGGGGACACUCAGCCUGCAGGAUCCCUACAGCAGUGACUACGAGAAGAGCCUGCCUUCCUACGAGCAGAUCCAGGCAUCAGCACAGCCCCGGCCCCACAGCUGCUCACAGGCACUGCUGAAGGCAAAGGCAGAGGUGCACCAGGAGUCGGGGGGGCCCCAAGAGCCCCCCCGGGAGGCAGCCCCGCAUCUGGAGCCUGGCAGCUGCCCCUCCCAGCCGCCCCCCGGCCCUGCACCACUGGUGUCCCUCCUGGAGGACAUGGACACGGCCUCGCUGGAGAGCUCUGUGCCCGGCAGCCCCUCAUCAUCCCAAAGCUGCUCGGGACGGGGAGAGCACGCCGGCUCCCCACGAAAAGCCAGCAGGAAGGUGAACGAUCUCUACUAUGGGCUGGGAGAGGGGUCAGACGCUCUGCUGGAGGACAGCGACCACCUUUUUGAGCCGGAAAAAUGAUGUCCCCAAGGGGACUGAUGCCGCAUGGAGGGGACACCCAAAGUGCAGCCCUGGCACCAUGGAAGCACUGGGGUGGGCACAGGGGAGCCCAAAUGCCAGCGGGAAGGAUGUGCUCAGGAAGAGGGAAGCAGCCGGGCCGUGCCGCUCGGUACGGGCGUGUAGGUAAGCAGCAGUGCUCCAAUCCCAUGGGUUGUGUGGGGAGGAGAUGUCGGCAGUUUUCCCAUUUAUCAAAGCCUCCCUGGAAUUAAAGGUGGAUUCUGAGACUCCCA
Gallus gallus (chicken) is the source of this 1104-nucleotide messenger RNA. It is a transcript of the gene BSND, whose product is annotated as Bartter syndrome, infantile, with sensorineural deafness (Barttin). Gene Ontology annotation, cellular component: basolateral plasma membrane. NCBI's taxonomy places the organism in Eukaryota, Metazoa, Chordata, Aves, Galliformes, Phasianidae. Bases 131 to 835 code for a protein of 234 amino acids. Gene Ontology annotation, biological process: chloride transport. The transcript has 4 exons. Gene Ontology annotation, molecular function: chloride channel regulator activity. The record is from RefSeq and is a predicted model, not a curated record.